CCCAUCCAUGUCCUCCAGCAACCUCCCCCUACCUGUGUGAGGAGGCUAGUGAGGUUGUGGUCCCUCCUCCCACUCUCUUCCUCAAUUGGGGAGUUUUUGUUCGCUCACUCGCGAGGCAGGCACCACUCCCUUGUCUUUACCAAAACAAAUACACAGUAAUCAAAUUUUAUAAUAUGCUCGCCAAAUAAAUACUCUAUCGUGUUAGACAUCUGAAAAAUCGUUCCUUGACCUUGUGUGAGGAGGGCUAAAAGCCGAACAUAUAUAUUAUUUUAUGAAUGUUGUAACUUGAUAUUCUGGUGUUUGAGGCCAUCCGGCUGCGGUAAGAAUGAACGCACAACCAUCGGUCUUGCACCCAACGAGUGUCGACGGCACGCGUGUCUGUAUGGUGGUGCGUGAGGUUGCGAGCACGUGUGAUCCCUUUUAUAUGUAGGCAUGGAGACGCACUAAAAAGUGGUCUAGCCACUGUGGGCAUUCGUGUCGCUUGGAGUGUGAAGUAGACAGGGGAGUCAAGGCGGAGGUAGCGGAGAACAGACGUACAGAGAUAGAGAGCGAAGCAGGGUAGGAGGAAUGGAGGGAGCGCAGGAAGUGACACAGUCCAAGUUCAAAAGGAUAUGUGUUUUCUGUGGCAGUAGCCAGGGAAAGAAGAGAAGCUACCAGGAUGCUGCGGUGGAGCUUGGCCAGGAAUUGGUGUCCAGGAACAUUGAUCUGGUUUAUGGUGGGGGUAGCGUUGGUCUGAUGGGUUUGGUUUCCCAAGCCGUUCAUGAUGGUGGGAGGCAUGUCAUUGGGGUCAUACCCAAGACUCUCAUGCCCCGAGAGAUAACUGGAGAAACUGUAGGAGAAGUGAAGGCAGUUGCAGAUAUGCACCAAAGGAAGGCAGAGAUGGCUAGACGGUCUGAUGCCUUCAUAGCCUUACCUGGAGGAUAUGGAACUCUUGAAGAACUGCUUGAAGUGAUAACAUGGGCUCAACUAGGCAUACACGAUAAGCCGGUGGGAUUGUUGAAUGUGGAUGGAUACUACAACUCGUUACUAUCUUUCAUUGACAAAGCAGUAGAGGAAGGCUUCAUUAGCCCAGGUGCCCGUCAUAUCAUUGUAUCUGCUCCAACAGCAAAGGAAUUGGUGAAGAAGUUAGAGGAGUACUUCCCUUGCCACGAAAGAGUCGCUUCCAAGCUGAACUGGGAGAUGGAGCACCUAGGAUAUUCCUCAAAACGUGAGAUUUCCAGGUAGGAAGGACAAGUAUUCCGGUCAUGGGAAAUCGAACCACAUUUUUCACAAGCGAGAGAGGUCAAAUUGGAAAAUUGUCUACUGUGAAGAAAUGCUUGGAGAUUCUUUUCUUGUAAAUUGUCAGAAAGGGCCUAAAUAGAUAAAAACUCUUAACUUACU
Molecule: messenger RNA, 1380 nt
Organism: Elaeis guineensis (African oil palm)
Lineage: Eukaryota; Viridiplantae; Streptophyta; Magnoliopsida; Arecales; Arecaceae
Product: cytokinin riboside 5'-monophosphate phosphoribohydrolase LOG3
Biological process (GO): cytokinin biosynthetic process
Cellular component (GO): nucleus; cytosol
Molecular function (GO): hydrolase activity, hydrolyzing N-glycosyl compounds
Source: RefSeq, a predicted model, not a curated record